GCGAUGUUUGGCCCGGCGAAAGGUGGCCAUUUUGGGGUCCCCCCCGUGGCCUGUUGCCCCGGCGGCAUCUCUCAACCUGCUGCCGGGACCAAAGGUGGUCCCGCGGGUUCCUGGCCCGUGGGCAGCCGGACCGACAAGAUGUGGCGGCUCCGCUGCAAGGCCAAGGACGGCACCCAUGUUUUGCAGGGGCUGUCCAAUCGGACUCGGGUGCGAGAACUCCAGGGCCAAAUUGCCGCAAUCACCGGGAUCGCUCCCGGCGGUCAGCGAAUCCUCGUCGGAUUCCCGCCGGAGUGCCUAGACCUCAGCAACGGGGAUACCAUUCUGGAGGACUUGCCCAUCCAAUCAGGCUGGGCUAGUGAACACCCAUUUCAUCUAUAUUUUCUCUGCAGUUCUGGGUUUGUUUUAUUUUUAACAGGCGACAUGCUGAUCGUUGAAGAAGACCAAACCAGGCUCAAAACUUCACCUGCAUUUGCAAAACAUGGUGCUCCUGGUUCCUUCAGGGAAACUUUGCCUGUGCUUGCCAGAAUGGUGGUCCCAGCAGACAAUUCUUGCCUCUUCACCAGUGUGUACUAUGUUGUUGAAGGGGGAGUCUUGAAUCCAGCUUGUGCCCCUGAGAUGAGACGACUCAUUGCACAAAUUGUAGCAAGUGAUCCAGACUUCUAUAGUGAGGCAAUACUGGGAAAAACAAAUCAAGAGUACUGUGAAUGGAUCAAAAGGGAUGAUACUUGGGGAGGAGCUAUUGAGAUAUCAAUUUUGUCUAAGUUUUAUCAAUGUGAAAUAUGUGUAGUGGAUACACAGACAGUAAGAAUUGAUCGUUUUGGGGAAGAUGCCGGAUAUACCAAAAGGGUCUUGCUUAUUUAUGAUGGCAUCCACUAUGAUCCACUUCAGCGUGACUUCCCUGACCCAGACACCCCUCCUCUGACCAUUUUCUCCUCUAAUGAUGAUAUUGUUCUUGUACAAGCUCUGGAAUUAGCAGAUGAAGCUAGAAGAAAAAGACAGUUUACUGAUGUAAACCGCUUUACCCUGAGAUGUAUGGUGUGCCAGAAGGGAUUGACUGGACAAGCAGAAGCAAGGGACCAUGCCAAGGAAACAGGCCAUACCAACUUUGGAGAAGUGUAAUCUAUGCAUGAUGAGGGUUGGAGCCUACUUACUACCUCACAAAUCCAGAAGGCUCUGGGUUUUCCAAUAAGCUAAUCGUAAUCCUAAAGAACAAAAGGACACAAUGUUUGAACCACCCCUUUAACUUAAAACCACUAAGACACUGAAAUUGUGAAGAUUAAAAUUAGUGUGCAGGUUUACAGAUGUGUGUCUACAGUAGUGAUACAUGCCCUCUUUCUGCUGGAGUGACAGAAUAGGUGGUGCUUUCCACCUGCUGACACUAACCUGAAGAUUGAGUUUUAGUAUUAUAAACUAGCACCCAGAAGCAUUAACUUGUAGAAGAUGAUGGUGUCACAUUUUGGGUAAUGUGGAAGGCCUCAGGUGAGGCUACAGGAAAUAUGUCGCAGAGUCUUCAGUAACUGAGUUCUUUUAAUAACUCAGUGAGUUAAUAGUUUCUAAAUUAUGAAUUGAUUCCUCAAAUGAAGAUACUCAAUUGCCAAAACUGAUUUUAUAUUACAAUUUGAUAGAACUUAUACAUGUGUACUUACUUAACUGAUUAAAAGUACAAAUCAAGCAAUUUUUACAGGGAUGGGUCUAUUCCUUGAGAAUGUUAUCUAAAAGCACGAACUGAUAGUACCCUGUUUAAGAUUUCUAGUGUAUAAAAGUAGAAUGUAUGAGGGGAAAGGUGCCUGAAGUAGCUGACUGAAGUUUUAAAAGACAGUUGACUUCAUGUUUUAAUGCGAUUCAUUUAUUGGUCUUUGUCACAUUGGAUAAAAUUUUUAAAUUAAGCAGGAUAGUUUCUUUUAAUUGAAGUUCCUUGAAAUUUGAGUGCUCAAUUUUUGCUUUUUAUGUAAAGAUUUAUCUGGAGGGAUUUAUUUUCCUCAGCUUUUUGUUAAGAGCACAUCCUUCAACUUGUAGGAAAAAAUUCUUUAAAGUGAUAAUGCUGUAAUUUGGUUUGGUUUGUGCAAGGUCUUUUGCUUAAACAGUGUUUUCAUGCUAGCCUUACCCUUACACUAACGCUUUUUUGAAUAAUUUCACAUUUCUGCAAGUUAGCACUUCGCUUAUCAGCAAUCUUUUACUUUGCCUUUUGAAGAGUUUUAAAGUAAUUGGGAUGAUAGUAUUGAAUGAAUUUGUUUCACUUCCAAAAUUGAGUUUUUAAAUCCUUGCCUUAUUCAACUCAGAAUUUUGUUUCUUUGUGUAGUCAUUUGCUUGGUGGGCUAAUCUGCAAGAGACACCCUCUAAAAUUUAGCUUUGCUAUGAGAUCUUCCAGCUAAAGUUUUCUACCUCUCUUCUUGAUUCUUCUAAAGAUCAGGGAUGCUAAAUUUAAAAUUGUUAUGUAUUAUCUCACAUAAUGUGAAGAGGCUUAAUGUUGUGAAGUUUUGUUAUCUUGAUCUCAUUUUUGCUUAAGUAUCUCACUGAGAAAACUAAUGGUAUAUUUAAAAGCACUUACAUCUCUUUCAGCAUCUCUCCUGGCAAAUGUUUAAAGUUGAGAUUUCAGUGCUUUCUCUUGGUGAAGGUGGCCAGGUAAAAUUAAGAAACAUGUAAGCAAUUUUAAAAGUACCUUUAAAGAACAUUCACAGAGUAUGUUUGAAAUCAUUGGAUGACAUUUCUUGAGUACCUUUUGUGUAUAUAGGUGCUUUAGGCAUUCAUUAUAAGUUACAAGGUCAAUACAGUUUAGAAGUGUUUAAUUGCCUGUCAUACUGAGCCUUAAGACAGCACAUGUAAGCUUACAAUACUUAAUGUUUGGCAAUCAUAAUAUGUACAAAUGAAUGUGGUUGAAAAUCUCUCAUUCCUCUCAUCUGGCCCAGAUAGCUUUUUCUAUGUCUUUUAUUUUCCCUAAAAAAUAUUACAUUUAAAACUGUAAAUUAAGUAUAUAUCAUUGAGUAGCAUCCUUCAAAUUGAGCUUUAUGCAUCAUUAUUCAUAAAACUUACCUUCCUUUCCCAGUACUUCAGGAGCCAGUCUUAACAUUUGCUUUACCAAAAUUUUACAUCUAGAAGUUAAUUCAUGCAACAAAUAUUUGUUUUUAUGUUCCAGGCAUGAAUUGGUGUGUUUCACAACAUAAAUUUCUGUCACUUUAAGAUUGAGACUAUAUUUUAUCUGUAGUGGAUUAAUUUAAUAAAGGAAAGAAAUAUUACUGAUAAGUUUACAAAAUUAAACCCCUCCAUUUUAAGUGUUUUUGUUUACAUAUUUAAGCUUAUACUUUUAUAGGACAUGUCAAAUAUUUAUUCAGGGGAUCUUUUUUUUCUAUUUUACCUGUCAUUUAGAUUGUCCAUUCACAAAUUUAAGACUGAUACUCAAAUUGCUCUAAAUAAUGACUUUUUAAUUAGUCAUCUCCUGAAAUUCAGCACUAGUACUUUCAAAGUAGCGUUCUGAUGAAAAUUCAAUAUGAGGCACUAUUUGUAGACCAUUUGAUUUAAUUAUUGAGAAUUUUAAAAACCUAAAUUACUCAUUCUAAACUCAAGCUUGUAAGCCUCACAGAAUUUAAAGAUUUUUUACUGUGCUUAUUAUUAAACUGUUUUGAAGUUAGUUAUUAGUAUAAGUAAAUUCUAAUCUUGAGAACUGUGAAAAUCUUAAAUAUUUAGCACUUGCAGUGGGAUUAAAGGAAACUCUUAAGUCUGCACUUGAGCAGAAUGAGUCCCUUCUUCCUAUUCAUUCAUUUUUUGACUGCCAUACAAGAAUAUUCUUUUAAUUAAAAUGAGGACCAUUUACAUAGUGACCGAAUGAAUGAAGACCAUGUUUUCCAACCCUCCCCCUUUCCCUUGCUCUUGGAUUUAAAGAUUAGGUAUGCUCCUAGAUAGGGUGAUUUUAGAAGUUAAACUUAAUAUUACUGGGGAUAUUGUGAGGUGAUAAUCAUGAAGACAUCAUUAGUAUGUUACAUCUUCUGUUGAUGGUUAGUGGUUGAUUUCUUAAUUGUUUCCUAUUAAUAAGAAAUGGGCAUAGUCAAGUGGAGGCCUUGAAAGCAUGGCUGCUGGUCAACUUGGCCCCGUUGGCAAGAACUAAUGUAGUCAUGCCACUUGAUUUCUUCAGUGAACUCCCAGCAAAAUAGUAAUCAGGAAUAAGUAACAUUACAUUAUGUCUCCAUGCAUGUCCCUGAGUACUCAUGCCUAGCUUGCUUAUUCCUUGUAUCCUUUUUAUAGGGAUUAAAAUGUAGGUUGUCCUAGCUAAACGUAGUUUACUGUGUCUUUGAAAAAUUUAGUAUGGGGAGUAUGCAAGAUUAAGCAAUAGAGUGUUUUUCUUUACAAUUCAGGUGGCCUUUCUAAACUUGCAUAUAAGAAUCAUGUUCUGUCAUGUGUUGAGACACAUUUGUUAUUAUUUUCAGCACUUUAAAAAAAUAUAUGAAAUGAAAGUUUACAUAUCAGCCCUCUCCAGGGAUCUUAUGCUACAACAUGGAUGAAACUUGAAGACAUCAUGUUCAGUGAAAUAAGCCAGAUGCAAAAGGACAAAUAUUGUAUUGUUUCUCUUAUAUGCAAUAAUAAGCAAAUUCAGAGACAGAAAGCAGAAUAGUGGUUUCCAGAAUUGGCAGGAAGAGGGAAUGGGGAGCUAUUGCUAAAUGAGUCAGAGUUUUGGUUUGGGAUGAUAAAAAUAGUCUGGACAUAGAUAGUGGUGAAAGUAUUGCCAAUGCACUUAAUGUCCAAGAGUUCAUUUUUAUGUUAUGUAUAUUUUACCACAAUUACAGAUAAAUAAUUUUUUAUAAUGCUAUUUGGAAUAAAUAUGAAGUCUACCUGUGGAGACCAAAUGUAUAUGAAAAUUUUGUUAAAAUUUCAAAAAAAAAAAUUCUUGAGCUGCUCUCAGUCCACUCUUCUUAAUCACUAUUGCCAUCAGUGUCUAGUGUAUUCAGUGACACGCUUUCUGGUAUUUUGAUAACAGUAGAACUCACUUUCAGUAAUUUAGGCACAUGCUCUGUGCCCAAACAUUCAAAAUAUUAUUUAUAACUUUGUACAGUGCAGUAUUAAAAUUUGUUUUCCUAGAACAAAGACUACUAUAACAAUUUAUAAAAUAUUAGAUUCUUACAACUCUCCAUUUGUUUCUAAGCAAACUUAGAUUGAGGGAGCUGAUUUUUUUAGUCAGGCCUUGAAAGUAUUGUACAGGUGACAUCAUUUUAAGUCUAAAGUGAAACACUUGAUUUGAAUAAGCUAGUUAUUAAUUAAAGAUGUUUUCUUAUAAAGUUCUAUUUCAGCACAUCUCAUUCAACUUAGAAUAUGAGUUUUAUUCUUCUUUCCCCCAAAUUAGCUGACAUUUUGUUUACAGUGCUUUGAACAUUUGAUUUAGAGAAAAUUAUAACACUGGUAUUCAACAUUUUGAGUGCUGAUUUAGGUCUUGAUUCAUAUGGAUUUAUAGGAGGUUGUUAUUUUAGGGGUGAAGGAAAGGAGGAGCAGGAGGGCAAAGUACUACUGAAAAAUUAAGAAGAUAUUCUCAAGUGGAUACGUUCCUUACCAUGAAUUAUGCUUUUUCGAAAAUGUUUCAAGCAAUGCCUUUGUGUCACCUCAAACCUCUGCCCCAUUUCUUGGCAUAGACUGUAGCAGGGCCAUAAGUGAAACAGCUUGUCAUUAAAGCAUGAAACCAUGAAUGCAAGUAUUUUGCUAUGAUGCCUUUUUAUACUUAGGGUUUUAAAACUGCAAACUUAAACCUAGGAGUUUAGGGACAGUGAAGAUAGGAUUUGUUUAGUUUGUAGGAUUAGUAGAAAAAAAUUAAAAAGUUUAGAAUUUCUACUAAGAUUACAUGAGCCUGAUGUUAAAACUGGUAUAGCAUAUGAAGUUAGUUAUAGCCCAUAAGUUACUUAAAGGACCAGGGGACCCAAUUCUUGUCAAUUUUCUAGUUCACCUUGGUGCCAUUCAGGACUCAAGCUGUUUACAGGAAAUAAAUACUUAGCAAAGGGUAUUUUUUUUCCCUUAAAAAAAUGUUGAAUUCAGCUUAAAAUGCAGAAAAUAUAUAAAACUUGUCAAAGAGAUGAUACGGUCCUAUAGUUCCUGUAUUAUGCAGUAGAAGUGGAGUUUCCUAAAGCAAGAAAACCUAAGAUAAAGGCUCAAAAUUUAGAGCUUUAGAACAUGAAUUGAAAAUGUAAUAGGGAAGGGCAAAACAGAACAAAGUUCUGCUUUUCUUGGUAUAAGAAAAUAUUUUUUCUUGAUGGACAGUGUUUUCUUGUUUUAAAAAUGAUCUUUUGUCUAUUUGCCGUCAUUUUUUUCUAAGUUAAUACACUUCUGCUGCCUGCAAGAUGUCCAGUUUCAUUUUGUACAACUCAUGUGAUUUUGCCAUUGUCAUUAAGAUACGCUGAUUCUAUUUAUGAGGUGUAUGAUUUUAAAUAAUUGCUGUGUGGAAUGACUUGUUUUGAAGGAAUAAAUGAAGUGAAAACAU
Molecule: messenger RNA, 6451 nt
Organism: Choloepus didactylus (southern two-toed sloth)
Lineage: Eukaryota; Metazoa; Chordata; Mammalia; Pilosa; Megalonychidae
Gene: YOD1
Product: YOD1 deubiquitinase
Exons: 2
Coding region: 4-1119 (371 amino acids)
Biological process (GO): endoplasmic reticulum unfolded protein response; protein deubiquitination
Cellular component (GO): cytosol; nucleus
Molecular function (GO): cysteine-type deubiquitinase activity
Source: RefSeq, a predicted model, not a curated record